CAGUUCGAGAUGACGACAGUGGAAAAGAUCAAGGCCAUCGAAGAUGAGAUGGCCAAGACUCAAAAAAACAAGGCUACAUCUUUCCAUUUGGGUCAGCUUAAAGCGAAGUUGGCAAAAUUGAGAAGAGAGCUCUUAACUGAUGGUUCCUCUGGAGGUGGAGGUGCUGGUAUCGGUUUCGAUGUAGCUCGAACUGGUGUGGCGACUAUUGGGUUUGUUGGCUUCCCUUCUGUGGGUAAGUCGACGCUUUUAAAUAAGUUGACUGGUACCCAUUCAGAAGCAGCUGCAUAUGAAUUCACAACCUUAACUACAGUUCCUGGGACAAUCAAGUAUAAGGGUGCCAAAAUCCAAAUGUUGGAUUUGCCAGGUAUUAUCGAAGGCGCUAAAGAUGGUAAAGGUAGAGGUAGACAGGUUAUUGCUGUUGCACGUUCUGUGAAUUUACUUUUCUUGGUAUUGGAUGUGAACAAACCUUUGCAACACAAGAGAAUCAUCGAACAUGAAUUAGAGGGAAUGGGUAUAAGAAUCAACAAGGAACCUCCCAACAUUGUAAUACAGAAGAAAGAGAGAGGAGGCAUCAAUAUCACAAACACUGUGCCUUUGACCCACUUGGACAAUGACGAAAUUAGAGCAGUUAUGUCAGAAUAUAAGAUUAACUCAGCAAACAUUGCUUUCAGAUGUGACGCUACUGUUGAUGACUUAAUUGAUGCUAUCGAAGCCAAAGCAAGAAGAUACAUUCCUGCUAUCUACGUCUUGAACAAAAUCGACUCUUUUUCCAUUGAGGAAUUGGACUUGUUGACCAGAAUUCCCGACGCCAUUCCAAUCUCAUCAGGCAAUGGCUGGAACUUAGACGAUCUUCUUCAAAUGAUGUGGGACAAGCUCAAAUUGGCCAGAGUGUAUACAAAGCCUAAGGGUAAAUUACCUGACUUCAGUGAACCAGUUGUUUUGAGAAGUGAUAGAUCUACAGUAGAGGACUUCUGUAACUCUAUUCACAAGUCAUUGGUCGAAGACUUCAGAAAUGCUUUGGUUUACGGAACGUCAGUGAAGCAUCAACCUCAAAUUGUUGGUCUCAGUCACACACUUGAAGAUGAAGAUGUAAUUACAAUUUUGAAGAAGUAAAUAAUUGGGGUCGUAAGACGGUGCAUAGUAUACAAUAAG
This is a messenger RNA of Scheffersomyces stipitis CBS 6054, 1152 nucleotides long. It is a transcript of the gene DRG1, whose product is annotated as GTP-binding protein. The coding region runs from base 10 to 1113 and encodes 367 amino acids. Gene Ontology annotation, cellular component: cytoplasm. Lineage: Eukaryota; Fungi; Ascomycota; Pichiomycetes; Serinales; Debaryomycetaceae. Gene Ontology annotation, molecular function: GTP binding; GTPase activity. The record is from RefSeq and is a predicted model, not a curated record. The transcript has a single exon. Gene Ontology annotation, biological process: cytoplasmic translation.